GGCGUGCAUGUCUUCCUGGUCAGCUGCGCCCUGCCCGACAGCGUGCUGCGACGGUUCAUUGUGCGUGUGAUGUGCUCAGUUCUGGGCUUAUUUGUGCGGGAAAGCGAUCCCCGGCUUCGCAAUGUCAGCGUGAGGGUGUAUAUCGCCAACCACGUGACGCAGUUCGAUCACAACGUCAUCAAUCUCCUGACCUCGUGUAACACACCUGCGCUGAACGGUGCCCCGGGCUUCAUCUGCUGGUCGCGGGGAUUCAUGGAGCUGGGAGUGACAGGAAGCCGAGCAGAGCUGGUGGAUUCCCUGAAGGUGUAUUCGUCCCACAGAGGAAACCCGCCGCUGCUGCUGUUCCCGGAGGAGGCUGCCACCAACGGCCGGGCUGGUUUGCUCCGCUUCAGCUCGUGGCCAUUCUCUGUCUCGGACGUGGUGCAGCCCGUUGCCCUACAAGCGCAGAGGCCUUUGAUCACUGUGAGUGUGGCCGACUCCUCCUGGGUGACAGAGCUGCUCUGGACCUUCUUUGUUCCCUUCACAGUUUAUCAAGUAAGGUGGCUGCCGUCUGUCCCCAGACGAGCUGAAGAGCCGAGCGAGGAUUUUGCGCUCCGAGUGCAGGAGCUCUUGGCCGUGGAACUGGGUGUGGUGUCCACACGGCUCACCGCAGCAGAUGGAGCCGAGCACAUGAAGAGGCUGAGACACACGUCGCUCCUCCCCUCUGACACACGGAUCGCGGUGAUGGCGCAGCGCGUCAAGGAGGUGCUGCCCCACGUGCCUCUGAAGGCCAUCCGGACAGACCUGGCCCAGACCAACUGUGUGGACACCACCAUUGCCAACCUGCUGGAGGGGAGGGUGCCCUUCUUCCCAGAAAGCAGGGAGGCUGGCAGUGCCCUGCCUGCCCCGUCUACCUCCCAGGCUGCAGCUGCUUCUGGCACCCAGGGCUCCGGAGCUGUGCCUUCUUCCAAGCCAGCCACAAAGCAAUUCGCAAAGUCCCCCGUGGAGCGGCACCUGUCCUUGCAGGAGCGGAAACGAGCGUUGUACGACUAUGCCAGGAG
This is a messenger RNA of Pterocles gutturalis (yellow-throated sandgrouse), 1040 nucleotides long. It is a transcript of the gene AUP1, whose product is annotated as ancient ubiquitous protein 1. The transcript has 10 exons. Gene Ontology annotation, molecular function: ubiquitin binding. Gene Ontology annotation, cellular component: membrane. The annotation marks the transcript as partial. Lineage: Eukaryota; Metazoa; Chordata; Aves; Pterocliformes; Pteroclidae. The record is from RefSeq and is a predicted model, not a curated record.